CCAAUCAGGAAGAGGAUCUGGGUGAAUGCCGGCCUUUUACUUUACUGAGUGGCCAAUCCGGUGGUAGGCUCACCUCCCCCUCUACCCAGAGUCACUGCUGCGGCCGCCGCCAUUUUAGCGUUUUGUCAGAACCUUCCGCGCCGCGAGGAAGCAUUCUUGCUGAUUUCCGUGCGGGCAGAGAUGGUGAAGCUGUUCAUAGGAAACCUGCCGCGGGAGGCUACAGAGCAGGAGAUCCGCACACUCUUCGAGCAGUAUGGGAAGGUGCUGGAAUGUGACAUCAUUAAGAACUACGGCUUUGUGCACAUAGAGGACAAGACGGCGGCAGAGGAUGCCAUUCGCAACCUGCACCACUACAAGCUGCAUGGGGUGAACAUCAAUGUGGAAGCCAGUAAGAAUAAGAGCAAAACCUCCACGAAGUUGCAUGUGGGCAACAUCAGUCCCACCUGUACCAACAAAGAGCUUCGGGCCAAGUUUGAGGAGUACGGUCCAGUCAUCGAAUGUGACAUCGUGAAAGAUUAUGCCUUCGUACACAUGGAGCGGGCAGAGGAUGCGGUGGAGGCCAUCAGGGGCCUCGACAACACAGAGUUUCAAGCACAGUAUAGGCAUACUUCAGAGAUGCUGCAGGUUCAGUUCCAGACCACUGCAAUAAAGUGAGUAUUGCCAUGAAGCCAGUCAGAGCAAGUUUGGUGGUGGAGGGUCUUGCCUAAAAUUUGGGAAGGAAAAGAAAGCAGUAUCUGUGAAACACAAUAAAGCAAGGUGUGCCUGAAUCGGCAUUUUUCUUUAUUUUAUAUAUAUGAAGAACUUGGCAAAAGCUACUUAAGUGACACAUUAAAGAGUAGAAACCCUGUUAAGCUCCUCCACCUUAUCCCAACUCAUAAUUUUUCAGUAAAGAUAACUAGUGAUUAGAUAACUGGUGCCAUUAAAGGGCUGUACCUCUUGUUUGUACCAAGAGGUUCUAUUUUUGAGGAAGAGACUAAUUUUUUUUUUUUGAGGAAGAGACUAAUUUCAGGAGUUUCUGAGAAGGAGGUAUUGAGACAUUUUGGGGGAAGACAGUAGUGGCAGUGCCUUCACUCUGGUUUGGGGGGAGCUGGCGGGAUUGAUGAACUUCAACAUCCUUUGUGAAUAGAUAACUUAGAUGGGUGUUGCCUUGAAGGCUUGACGAGGUGGAUCAUGUUAGUGUACCUGGAGGGCAGCAUGAGCGAUGCUGUGGACUUUCUCGCUUUGGGAGGUAUCUUUUCUUGGUUUUAAGAUCCAAGCUUCUGUGGCAAGAGUGGCAAUCACGAGGGGACUGGUAACCAUGGUGAGUUGUUAACUUCUUUCACCCCCUUUGGGUCCCCAGUGUUAAAAAAGAACCUUUUCCCUUUGAUUGUAACUACUUCCAAAUUAUUUGAUAUCCCCACAACUCCUUGCUACAUUUUUAAUGUACACUCCAGCCUUUUUAGCCCAGACCCAAGGUAGUGGCUGCUGCUUUCCCUGAGUAAUUGCUGCUAUCUUUGCUGUUUAUCUCCUUUAAAUGGGACCUUUCUUAGAGAUGGAGGUCUCAUCAUUAUUCUUCCAAGUAACGGGUGCUCUGUGUCAUGGGUAUUGCUGUGAGUUGUUAAGCAGAAGUGUUGUAGGUCUCCCAGGUCUAGUUUGUUUUCCUGUUUUAAUUGGUAAGUUGAGAAUUAUUGUGUGUCAACAACUUAAUUGGGAGCAAAGGCUGCUCUUGUGGAGGGUUUGUGGUCUGAUACCUAAUUUUUGGACAAGAAGAUGUGGUGUCUGCUUGUAGAAGUUAAACGUGUAAGGGAGGAACAGUGUGGACUGAUUCAGGUCAAAUCUUUUAGCAUUUGAUCUUUAGGCUCUCUGUUUGCCCUAUUUUUCUUAUUUUUAGCCAUUUCUCCUUAAUACUGCCUAGUAGAGUUCUAAGUGUAUGCAGGGUAGCAGUAUAUGUUAGUGGUCCUUUCCCCUUUCAGUUUCUCAGUGUUAGGUAUUCAGCUAGGCCCUCAGUAUAAGGGGAUUCCUAUCCUCAUUGAAAAUAGAUUUGACUCUUGGACAAUACAGGUUUGAAUUUCAUAGGCAUAAGUGGGUCCACCCAGUUCAAACCCAUGUUGUUCAAGGGUAAACUUUCUAUUAUUCGCCCAUUUAAAAAUUUUAGAUCUUUUAAAAACUUAGCUGCUUUUUCUAGAUUAUAUCAGGGCAUUUAUUAAUGAUCUUUUAUGUCUUGAAUGUGCUUGGUUGGUUCCUUGGUUACACUUAUUUUCUCUGAUUUUGAUAGGUGCCAAAGUGGCCCUCUGGGCAAAUGCCCAAAUACACAGAUUAUCACAUUAAAGCACUCAAAUAUUUAAUUGCAUUUCUUAACUAUUAACCCGCAGACUACACCUACCAGAUGUAAUGUUUAAACCAUGACUUUCUUUUUGUCAUUUUGGUCCUUCUGCCCUAGAACCUAACUUUAAUUGCAGGUGAAUUUUGUGUUUACUAUUUUCUGUAAUGUUAGAUGAAUAGAUGACCUGUUGACUCUCCCCUGCUUUUAAUCAUUCAUUUCUUUGACAUCUGCCAAGUUUAGGUGCAUCACAGCCAAUUGCAUUAGAAAGUUUUUUUUGGAAUUUUGCUUACCAUGAAAUUGGUAGAUAAUGUUAGGCAGAAAUGCUUCUGUGAAAAAGUUAAGCUUUUCCAGGAAAG
Molecule: messenger RNA, 2658 nt
Organism: Pteronotus mesoamericanus
Lineage: Eukaryota; Metazoa; Chordata; Mammalia; Chiroptera; Mormoopidae
Product: RNA-binding protein 4
Exons: 3
Coding region: 181-654 (157 amino acids)
Cellular component (GO): nucleus
Molecular function (GO): zinc ion binding; mRNA binding
Source: RefSeq, a predicted model, not a curated record